CAGAGGAAUUGUGCAUCUCGAGAGGACUUAAGCGUCCCAACCAGACAACUGACUAGAAUUCUGUAUCGAGGGGGAAAUUCAACAUCAUCAAGCUCAGAUCUCUACAGCUGCGCUCUCUGGCCAAGAAGAAAAGCAAAUCAUGCCUGAUUUCUUCGUCUUAGCCCGGGUGGUAGGGUCAGAUGGUGCCUUUUCCAAGUGGAAGGAAAGGCUUGUACCACUAUGUGAGAUAUCUGCCACAGAGCCGUAUUCGACAGCCUAUUACUGGGGACAGGAUGUCGACGGAGAGCCUGACACCUUAUGGGGCCUGGAAGGUUAUGCUCACCCCAUUGGCUUCUUCAUCGGUCAUCCAGCCUCGGACGUUUUCAAACGAGAGAUGAAGAAGGUCGACGAAGACAAGCUUCUUCGACACGUCCAGGGCCUGGGUAGCCCAGACUACGACCUGCAUUACUACGAUAUGCACUAUGGAUUUCUGACUCGUUCUGACGACAAAGACAAAGACAGCAAGGACAGCUUUGUGGUAGUAUACCACUUCUGGGCAUCAGAGGGCCGUCGGAAGCAGCUAUUGGGAACCCUGUCAGCCGGCGUCGACCGGGUUCGCGCUUCAGAGAAUGCAUCAAAUAUCACCAUACAAAGCUUUGCAGUCCUCAAAGAAAGUCUUGACCUGAACAUGGCGAGUCUUUAUAUUCGAACAAAGCAUAGAAAGGCCUGGGAGACCUUCCAAUCUGCCACCAUCUUCAAGGAUAUUUUGAGCCAGGUUGAACCCGUGAAUCAGAAGUCGGAGGUUCAUCAAUCACAGGCAUUCAAUGGUCAUAUCGACCAAACGCCCCCUAUUGGACCAGUUUGAGUAGGGGUUAUCCGAAUAUGAAUGACUCUUUCUCCACCAUUCUUACUAUAAUUCUGAAUGUGGAUAAUGUCAAUCAAAUGGAAGCCGGAUUUAAAACAUCAGGCUGAACGAAGUCUAGCUCCCCAUGAAUCUCGCACGCUUUGGCCUCCAGAAGCGAAGUGGUUGCCGCGUCCGACACUAUUGGCUUUUUGCCUUUCCC
Molecule: messenger RNA, 1043 nt
Organism: Exophiala viscosa
Lineage: Eukaryota; Fungi; Ascomycota; Eurotiomycetes; Chaetothyriales; Herpotrichiellaceae
Exons: 3
Coding region: 140-844 (234 amino acids)
Source: RefSeq, a predicted model, not a curated record